Molecule: messenger RNA, 1195 nt
Organism: Cimex lectularius (bed bug)
Lineage: Eukaryota; Metazoa; Arthropoda; Insecta; Hemiptera; Cimicidae
Exons: 7
Coding region: 1-1104 (367 amino acids)
Source: RefSeq, a predicted model, not a curated record
AUGUACAUCCUUCUGUUAGUAAGUUUCGCGUACGCGGAAGACCUGAUCCCAGGCCAGGAGGAUUCCGUCCAAGUGACACGGGUCAGACACGAAAACGGCACGGUCGCAAGGACAGUGAUCAUUCCGAAGGUCUCGGACGGUUGGGUCUCAAACAAUUUCGUCUUUGUCAGCGACUCCUCUGGAACACGGCCUCCUACCAUAGACAAACCGGUGAGGAGAAGAAAGAAGAAGAAGAAACCAGCUGAAACGAAUUCCUCUCAGAUCAUAGACUACAAAGAUCCAAAAUUGGAAACCGAAUGCGGGGGAAGGGGACAAAUCAACGGUGCUAUUUUCAAAGGAGGCUCUCAGGAAGGCGCAUGCAGUUUCUCAAUUGAAAAACUGCCGUGCGCAAAGCAGAUCCGCUUCGAUUUCAUCAAUCUUGAGCUGGAUCCACCCCUUGACGGCACAUGUAUGAACGAGCGGCUUCUCAUAAACGGGCAGAAUCGAAACAGCAUCGUUCCAGUUAUAUGCGGGACUAACACAGGCCAGCACGUUUACGCCGACGUUGAUGAGGUCCCAGGACCUGUAAUGAUCACGGUGAUAUCACCUAUAAAGAAAGAAUUCAGGAUCAAGGUGAGCCAGAUUUGCGACGGACAUGUACUUGCAGCACCCAAGAACUGCCUCCAGUAUUUCACAGAACCGGCGGGGAUGUUUGAAUCGUUCAAUUACGCUCCUCCUCCAUCAACGACUACAUAUUUGAACAAUCUAAAUUAUGCGAUUUGCAUUAAAAAAGGAUUAGCAAGCUGUUCCAUUGUGUACAACAACGUUGCCGAAGGGGGCGAAGAAUAUGUGUUUGAAAUCAAUAACCUCGACAUAGACGGAUCUUUGACCGUUCCUCCGGGUCAGGCUGGGGCCGAAGUCUUCAAUUGUCCUGACGACUAUAUUUCCGUGGCGAGCGUCCGGCUCUGCGGUCAGAAGCUGAACGACGCCACUUCGCAGUUGGACUUCACGCAAAAUUUCCCUGUCACCGACAAAUCAAGCGGACCUUUCAUAGUCACUUUCGUCACCAACGGAAUGACCGCCGGACGGGGAUUUCGUAUCCGAUAUAGCCAAGAGCAAUGCUGAUCUCUUCUGACAUUCCUUGUAUAUAGAACCAAUUUAUUUAUUAACAAACGUAUAAUUUAUAUAAAUAAAAGUUUUCACGGAAAUGAGGACU